AAUACAUUCGCUCACAUGUGUCUGUACUGCGUAGUGGGAGAGAUUCUUAUAGCCAAAGGUGAAGGAAUAUUUUAUGCAGUGUAUAACUAUACGUGGUACUUGAGGACACCAAAAGAAGCCAAAAACCUGAUGCUUAUAAUGAUUUGUGCCGAAAAACCUCUGUACAUUACUGCGGGCAAGAUAUUUCCCAUGACAUUGUCCAUGUUUUGCAGUUUAAUAAAAACAUCGGCUGGUUACAUAUCCGUAUUACUUGCUAAUCGAUAA
Messenger RNA from Atta colombica, 264 nucleotides. RefSeq names its product odorant receptor 43a-like. Gene Ontology annotation, biological process: detection of chemical stimulus involved in sensory perception of smell; sensory perception of smell. The record is from RefSeq and is a predicted model, not a curated record. The coding region runs from base 16 to 264 and encodes 82 amino acids. Gene Ontology annotation, cellular component: plasma membrane. Lineage: Eukaryota; Metazoa; Arthropoda; Insecta; Hymenoptera; Formicidae. Gene Ontology annotation, molecular function: odorant binding; olfactory receptor activity. The transcript is spliced from 3 exons.